Molecule: messenger RNA, 966 nt
Organism: Aureobasidium uvarum
Lineage: Eukaryota; Fungi; Ascomycota; Dothideomycetes; Dothideales; Saccotheciaceae
Source: the annotation of a GenBank genome assembly
UACGCCGCACCUCAGGAUUAUGCUUUCCCACGAAACUUCAAGGGAUAUGGAGAGAAGGGUCUUGAGGGUCUUACCUGGCCCAACAAUGCCAAAAUUGCAGUAUCAUUUGUCAUCAACUACGAGGAGCGAUCGGUAUUGCAUGGAGAUGGUCGUUCUGAGACAUCCCUUCGUGAAUAUCCUGCCGAACCGGAUAUCAAUGAGCGCAGCUACAGUGCAGAAUCCGAGUUCGAAUACGGCUCUCGCCGUGGCUGGUGGCGUAUUUUCAAACUGUUCAACGACUACAAGAUGAAGUUCACACUUUAUGCCGUUGGCUCGGCCUGUGAAGAACAACCCGAGGUCGUGACUCGAUGCGUCGAAGAAGGUCACGAUAUCGCGUCUCAUGCGUACCGCUGGAUUGAUCACAAGGGACUGUCUGUCGAGGCUGAGAAGCAGCACAUUCGCGACGGCAUCACUGCUCUCAAGAAGCUCGCUGGUUAUGCUCCCAAAGGCUGGUACUAUGGAAGACCAUCUCCUCAAAGCAGGGCACUCAUUCCUGCCGUGUACGAAGAAAUGGGCGAAGAGCUUCUGUGGGCGAGCGAUUGUUAUGCCGACGAUAUCCCCUACUGGACAGAUCUGCCUCAGGAGCGCAACAGCGAGCAACCCAAGGGCUGCUUGAUGAUUCCUUACAGUUAUGAUUGCAACGACUUCAAAUUCCUCACCCCAGCUACUGGCUUCCGUGACCCCAAUGGAUUUUACACUCACAUCAAGAAUGCUUUCGAUGUGCUUUACGAGGAGGGAGAGGCAGGUGCACCGAAGAUGAUGACUAUCGGCCUGCACUGCCGUAUCAUCGGAAGACCUGGCCGCUUCAAGGCUUUACAGGACUUUGUGAAGUACAUUUCUGAGAAAGAAGGUGUUUGGGUUGCAACCAGAACUGAGAUUGCCGAGUCUUUUAGAGAACAGUUCCCAUACAAGAGAGGACAUUUAGCA